Messenger RNA from Bursaphelenchus okinawaensis, 1861 nucleotides. NCBI's taxonomy places the organism in Eukaryota, Metazoa, Nematoda, Chromadorea, Rhabditida, Aphelenchoididae. The record is from the annotation of a GenBank genome assembly.
AUGAGUCGAACUAAAGAAUGUCGAAACGUGAGUAUAGUGGUAUCAGAGUAUUUGGAAAGCGACCGGGGCUACGUGCUGAAUGUUGAUGAAAGUGCUGGCGUUUUGAUGUUUAUGCUUGAUAAGAACCUCACGACGUGCAGUUAUAUUUUAAAUGGCAUUCAGUGAGUUUGAGUUUUUUUGAAAAGGGCAAGAAAUUUAUUUACAAAACAAAAAAUUGCAAGAACUUUAUUUACAAUUUUUUUUCAAAUUUUUUGAACUUUAGGGUGGUAGUGACAAUUCCAAACUAUGCAGGUCACAUUGCUUUUUGUAAACAAGACGACAAUAACAAUAUAGAGCCAGUGUGUGAUCCCCAAGAUAGAAAUGGCUUCGUGUCCUACGAGCAGUCAGGAGACUUCAACUCACUUUUCUACAAAAAGCAACAAAAUAAGACCAAAGAAAGUACCACAGCUAUCGUAUUCAAGUCUAAAACGAUACCUUUUGGAAGAAAGUAAGUUAGGGUAGUGUAGGGUAAGGUACGGUAGAGUACGUUAGGGUACAAUAGGGUAGGGUAGGGUACGGUAAAGCACGGUAUGGUACGGUAGAGUACGAUGGGGUACUGUAACGGUAAGGUAGGGUAGAGUAGGGUAGGAAAGGGACGGUACGUUAGAUUACGGUACGGUAAAGCACGGUAGGGUACGAUAUAGUACGAUAGGGCACGGUAGGGUACGUUAAAAAAUGUUUUAAAAAAUUGUUGUUUCAAGCUACAGCGUGCACUUCUACGACAAUGAAAUUCACUCGGCCGAUGGUAUCAUCGAUAAGAAGGACUUUAUAUCAACUCCGGCCAACUACUCCUUUAGAUAUCAACAUGCUGGUUUACAUACUCUGAUAAUCAUUUCCGGAUCAACUGAUCAUGUAAGUUGCCUUGCCUUGCCUUGCCUUGCCUUGCCUUGCCUUGCCUUGCCUUGCCUUGCCUUGCCUUGCCUUGCCUUGCCUUGCCUUGCCUUGCCUUGCCUUGCCUUGCCUUGCCUUGCCUUGCCUUGCCUUGCCUUUCCUUGCCUUGCCUUGCCUUGCCUUGCCUUGCCUUGCUUCGACUUGCCCUACCGUACCCUACUCUGUCGUAUCUACCGUACUAUACUGUACCCUACCCUAUCGUAUCUACCGUAUAUUACAGUACUUUCUUUCCAGCCAGAGAUAAAAAGUUACGAAGUUGUGAAGCCAAACACCGUGCCAGUUUUGUACACGAUAGUGCCACUUUUGUUGUUGGGUUUGUCGGAAAUCAUGGUUGCAGUGACUCUUUUGGAAAUGUCUUAUGUUGAAGCGUCGCCUGAAUUGUCAUCGACUUUUUAUGUAAGUUUUCAAAAACUUUUAAAAAAAUUUUUAUCGACCGGUUGAUAAAUUAAAAAAAAUUUUUUUUUGUGCUUUUUGGUUUAUUUCUUUUAAAAAAAAUGACCUUUUUAAAGCUGUCAAUCAAUAAAAAUUUUAAAAAAUUUAUUGACCGGUCAAUAAUUUUAAAAAAUUCGAAUUGACUGGUCGAUUAGUUAAAAAAAACUUUUUGGUUUUUUUGUCUUUUAGUGUUUUUUAAAAAUGAAGUUUUUUAAAGUGUCAGCCAACACCUUUGAAAAAAAAUUAUCGACCGGUCGAUAAUUUUUUUUUUAAACUUUAGGCUUGCUUCGGUAUCCCUCGAAUCCUGGGCCAUUUGUACAACUUGUGCACCAGCGUCCUGGACCUAUUCUCACUUUUGUCACAAAAGUACUUAUCAGCCACAAUCGGGUGUAUUGUGACAUUUGUAAUCUACAGUAUCAUGGCACACAAAUGGUAUCGACACAGGAAACGACCGUACGACGACAAAUCAACCGCUACGGAGGAAUCCAGUGAUCUUUGA